Molecule: messenger RNA, 336 nt
Organism: Eimeria mitis
Lineage: Eukaryota; Apicomplexa; Conoidasida; Eucoccidiorida; Eimeriidae
Product: adaptin N terminal region domain-containing protein, putative
Exons: 5
Coding region: 1-336 (111 amino acids)
Biological process (GO): receptor-mediated endocytosis
Cellular component (GO): AP-4 adaptor complex
Molecular function (GO): cargo adaptor activity
Source: RefSeq, a predicted model, not a curated record
AUGAACAGCGCCGGCCCCCACGUGAGCCGCGAGUUCUUCGAUUUGAUUAAAUUUAUAGGCGAGGCGAGAUCCAAGCAGGAGGAGGAUAGAAUCAUACAAAAUGAAAUUGUUUUGCUUAAGCAGCGAAUGAACCAACCGAGGGUUUCUACUCGGAAGAUGCAGGAGUUUGUGACUCGGUGUAUAUACAUUGAGCUGCUGUGUGAAGCGAGGCGGAAGAUGCAGGAGUUUGUGAUUCGGUGUAUAUACAUUGAGCUGCUGGGCCACAGCGCCUCGUUCGCUCACAUACACGCCGGUAUUUGGCCUGCAACUUGUUUUUGCAUAGAGACCAUGAGCUGA